Sorex fumeus (smoky shrew) is the source of this 1266-nucleotide messenger RNA. It is a transcript of the gene CNMD, whose product is annotated as chondromodulin. The record is from RefSeq and is a predicted model, not a curated record. The transcript has 7 exons. Gene Ontology annotation, biological process: negative regulation of angiogenesis; negative regulation of endothelial cell proliferation. NCBI's taxonomy places the organism in Eukaryota, Metazoa, Chordata, Mammalia, Eulipotyphla, Soricidae. The coding region runs from base 77 to 1081 and encodes 334 amino acids.
CACGUCGGGGGGCGGCUGGGACAGAGCCCAGGGCGCGCGCCGAGUCAACCCCGGGUUCCCUCCUGCAGCCGCUGCCAUGACCGAGGGCUCCGACAAAGUUCCCAUCGCCCUGGUGGGGCCUGAAGACGUCGAGUUUUGCAGCCCCCCGGCGUACGCCACGGUGACGGUGAAGCCCUCCAGCCCCACGCGGCUGCUCAAGGUUGGAGCGGUGGUGCUGAUUUCUGGGGCGGUGCUGCUGCUUUUUGGGGCCAUCGGGGCCUUCUACUUCUGGAAGGGGAGCGACAAUCACAUUUACAAUGUCCAUUAUACCAUGAGUAUCAACGGGAAAUUACAAGAUGGGUCAAUGGAAAUAGAUGCCGGAAACAACGUGGAGACCUUUAAAAUGGGAAGUGGAGCUGAAGAAGCAGUUGAAGUUAAUGAUUUCCAGAAUGGCAUCACGGGAAUCCGUUUUGCUGGCGGAGAGAAGUGCUACAUCAAAGCUCAGGUGAAGGCUCGAGUUCCUGAAGUGGGCACCGUGGCCAAACAGAGCAUCUCCUCUGAGCUGGAAGGGAAGAUCAUGCCAGUUAAAUAUGAAGAAAAUGCUCUGAUCUGGGUGGCCGUAGACCAGCCUGUGAAGGACAGCAGCUUCCUGAGCGCUAAGGUCUUGGAGCUCUGUGGCGACCUGCCUAUUUUCUGGCUUAGGCCCACAUAUCCGAAAGGGAUCCGGAGAGAAAGAAGAGAAUUGGUAAGAAAAAUUGUUACAACUGCCACAAGAAGACCAGCCGGUGGACCAAGGGGCAAUCCAGGCUCUGGUAGAGCAAAUAAUGAGACCAGACCCAACAUUCAAGAGGAUUCGGAGCCCUUCAACCCAGAUAAUCCUUACCACCAGCAGGAAGGGGAAGGAAUGACGUUCGACCCGAGACUGGAUCAUGAAGGAAUCUGCUGCAUAGAAUGUAGGAGGAGCUACACCCACUGUCAGAAGAUCUGUGAACCCCUGGGGGGCUACUACCCAUGGCCCUAUAAUUACCAAGGCUGCAGGUCCGCCUGCAGAAUUGUCAUGCCGUGCAGCUGGUGGGUGGCCCGCAUCUUGGGCAUGGUAUGAAAUCACUUCAUCUACCAGGUGCUACAGAGUAGAAAUUAACUGAAAGACAAAGUAGCAGGAGGCAUCUCGAUACCAAAGUAUUUUAUACUCAAUCUGUUCGAUGCUAUUUGAGAAACCGUUAAAAGAAUUUCUCAAUUGCUUCACAGAUUUUUUUCCAGGCUGUGCAAACAUCCUGAAAGAGUAGC